Molecule: messenger RNA, 2345 nt
Organism: Amphibalanus amphitrite
Lineage: Eukaryota; Metazoa; Arthropoda; Thecostraca; Balanomorpha; Balanidae
Product: programmed cell death protein 2-like
Exons: 4
Coding region: 800-2065 (421 amino acids)
Cellular component (GO): cytoplasm
Source: RefSeq, a predicted model, not a curated record
AUAAAAAAGCUUAAACAAUAUAUUUCGAUCAAACUUUUGUAAGUUUUAAUUGGAUUUCGAUCAUGACGACAUAGAACCUUAUUUGUAAGAACAUCGCAAGAUGAUAUCUUCGAACAGCAGCCCGGAGUUGUAGACGUUUCGUGGCGCACAAUAUCGAAGCAAGCCGCAUGCAACGAAGUGAAAAGUGAUGUCAAAUAGCAUUGGAGAGAGGGAGCGCGAUCUGGUGUCUGCCAAUCUGUCCACUGGAUUUGACCCAGAUCGCAGCAAUCGGGAACGACGCAAACUGAAAAGGAAAAUCUACUCUAAUGGCCGCAAGCGGACGCUGUAUGACGAGCGCGGCUACCUGGUGAAGAGUGACCAGAACGUGUGCGACUGCCUGCAGCCCGACUGUCCGGGCUGCCACUUCCCCUGCCCCAAGUGCGGCUCGCCCAUGUGUGGACACGAGUGCAGAGUAAACCGCAAGUGGAUGUACGACCAGGUCGAAAUUGAGGGCACCGACAAAGUUCUUCGCAAUCGUUUCCGGGAUUGAACCAGCUCGAAAGCCAUCGAUCGGUUCAGUCACCACCGUCCGCAGUUGAUCUCCAACCCGCACCAGUGCGCGUCUGCUCAGGCAGUGAGAAUCUGAUCAGGCAGACGCUGGGUAAACUUGUGUAAAUUCGCAGUGUCAGGUUGUGACACCGUAACAUACAGACGGUCGUAUCUGAGGAUUCGAUCGUCAGUCCAGUGCUGUGCCAUAGACUGCUCAGCGUUCUGAGGUACCGAGCCGGACAGCUGCGGGCGGCCGGCGCCCGGCUCAGAGAUGGCCUCCGGGGGCGGCAGUGUGCCGACCGUGCUGCUCGGUCUGGAGGACGCUCCGCUAAGCCCGGCCGAGGAGAGCCGCUCCGACCUGACCGUCAGUCGGCUGGGUGGCCGGCCCGACUGGCCGGCGGACCUCGCUCCGCCGCCGCCCCAGCCCGCCUGUGACCGCUGCGGCCGGCCGCAGCCGCUGGUGACGCAGAUCUACGCCCCGAUCGGCGCCUCCGCCUACCACCGCACGCUGUACCUGUUCGCCUGCGUCAGCCCCGAGUGCGCGAACGAGAGCGGUGCCUGGCGCUGCCUGCGCGCGCAGCAGCGGGCGGCGGCGGAACGCAGUGAGCCGGAGUCGACGGCGCGUGCCUCGCAACCCGCCACCGCCGCCGCCGCCGCCGACUGGCUGGACUCGGCGGACGACUGGGGAGACGGUGACGGUGGGUGGGGAGAUGACGACGGAGAGGUGGACAAUAGCAGCGCGGGAGGAAUUGAUAACGUCCGGAGUAAUACGGGAACGGGAGGCGGCGAGGAUAACCUGCAGACUCUGACGCCUAGUCUCCAGAAGCUGGCGUUGGAUGUGGACAACGCGAACCUGGCGGCUUCUGGUGACCCGCCGGCCGCGUCUGCUGAGGUGGAGCCCGCCUCUGAGGAGGGUGUCAGCCCGGAGCCAGUGGCGCCGCCCACCGGUGACCUGCGCGCGCUGCUGGCGGCCCGGCCGGCGCCGCCCGCCGGCACAGUCACCUUCCGACCGACCUAUCUGAGCGUCAUCGAGGAGCCGGCGCCGCGCGCGGCCGCCUCGCACCACGAGCUCGACCUGCUGCGCCAGUACCAGGCGCGCGAGGGCGUCAACAUGGCGCAGCUGUCUGCUGGCGGCGGCGGCGGGGGCGGGGGGACGGCCGCCGCCGCCGCCGAGGUGUACGAGCGAGCCGCGCCCGCGCACGGCGACCGGCUGCUCUACAAGCUGAUCCAGCGUCUGGAGCUGUGUCCGGCGCAGGUGCUGCGCUACGGCCGGGACGGCGGCGCGCCUCUGCCGCUGGCGCCGCUGCCCGCCGGCUGGGCGCCCGUCUGCGCCCACUGCGGCGGCCCGGCCGUGUUCGAGCUGCAGCUGCUGCCCACACUGGUCUCGCGGCUGCGCGCCGCCGACUCACAGGGAGCCGAGCGCACCGGGCUGCUAGAGUUCGGCACGGCCAUCGUCUACACGUGUCGCGACAGCUGCUGGCGCGCCGGCGACCGGCCGCGCACCGAGACCGUGCUCGUGCAGGCCGAGAUGCAGUGAGGAGCGGCUCAGAGACCGGCGGUGGUACAGGGAUGGGCGAGUGUUUACUCUGACUCGCGGUGGCGCCCAGACGCAGGGACACGCUUCUGCCAGGCACCGCCCCCAGCGCUUUCAUACGCUUGCCACUGUUCCCACAUCCAAACGUGUACCGCAAUGCAGCUUCCAUUGCUGUUCACGGCUUAGUCAGCAGUCAAUAAACUGUUAUGAUCAUAAAACCCGCACCUGUAUUCGUAUCAUAACAAUGAAUGCCACACGUCAUAAUAUACUGUAUAAUAAUUAA